AUGCUUCAAGGUGAAAUGGGAACCACACUCUCAUCCUCUCACACUUCUACGGUUCAAAAAACAAUUGAACUUGCACAAAGUAAACAACAAUAUAUUAUUCGGGACGGAUUGAGAUUUGUCAUACCGUAUUGGUUAGAUUUUAGUACGGGAUGUAGAGAUCGAUGGGUUGGUAGAAAAGUGUUUGAAGUUUAUCGGAGUGAAUUUCCCUACUUUUCUGAACAGUAUUUAAAAAAAGCUUUUGAAUUGGGAAGAUUCAAACAAAACAACAAAAUAAUUCAUGAUAUAGAUACUAUCAUGGAAAAGAACAAGUCUAUUACUCAUCGGGUUCAUUUUCAUGAAAAACCAAUUUAUAAUCGGAAUAUUAAUAUUUUAUAUGAUGAAAAGGAUUUAUUAGUUGUUGAUAAACCUCCAUCAUUUCCGAUACAUCCAUGCGGUCGUUAUAGAAAAAACUCAUUAACUUUUAUUCUUGAAGAAGCUGGAUACAAUAGUUUGCAUACAGUUCAUAGAUUAGACCAUAGUACAUCAGGAGUAUUGAUGAUUGCUAGAGAUAAAAAAGUAGCUCAAUCUAUUGUGAAUAUGAUUAACACUAGGGAAAAUACAAUUGGAAAGUAUUAUUUGGCAAUAGUGAAGGGAAAAUUUGGAAAAGAAACAACAAAUGGAUUUUUUGAAGAAAUGCAAGUCGUGAGUUGUGAUACAAAGGUGUACUGUAAAGAUCACAAAAAAGGAAUUUGGUCUGCCAAUAAUGAGUUGGGAACUUUUGAUGCUCUCACAUUUUACUGCCCUAUUGCAUAUAACAAGGAAGAAAAUAUUUCUCUCGUAAUGUGUAAACCAGUUACUGGAAGAACUCAUCAAAUACGAAUUCAUCUCGAAUAUCUUGGAUUUCCAAUUAGUAAUGAUUUUUUCUAUAAUCAAGAAUUUGUUACCAAGAUGAAAGAAAAGAAAGAAACAAAGAAUCAAACCUCAACAUUAAAUACCUUCAACAGCGAAGCCAAUACUAUGAAGAGAAAAGAAAUUGGUAGCAAUGAAACCAGCAGUUGCUCUCCAAAAUCAAAGAAACAAAAAUACAGAGGCAGCGACGAAGAGGAAAAGACUUCCGAGUGCAAUACCACAUCAACCAAACGAAAGUCAACAGGAAAGAAAUUUGAUGAAGAAAGUAAGGUUCAAGAAUACGAGGAGAUUUGCGUCAAUUGCAACCCGUUGUACUCUGUCAAACAGUCCGAAGAGCUUGAGGAAAGCAUACCGUUGUGCAUUUAUCUGCACUCUUGGAGAUAUGAGUUAACAGAUGAAUGGACCUUCGAGACACCAAUUCCUUCGUGGGUUUUUGAAAAGUUUGGUUCAAAAGAAGAGUUAACUCUGCGAAAUAAGUUAAGAGAUGUUAAAGAAAUUUUGGCCAACCAAGCUCAAAGAAAGUAA
This is a messenger RNA of Naegleria lovaniensis, 1413 nucleotides long. RefSeq lists its product as uncharacterized. The record is from RefSeq and is a predicted model, not a curated record. The transcript has a single exon. Gene Ontology annotation, molecular function: pseudouridine synthase activity; RNA binding. Lineage: Eukaryota; Heterolobosea; Eutetramitea; Acrasida; Naegleriidae. Gene Ontology annotation, biological process: pseudouridine synthesis. The coding region runs from base 1 to 1413 and encodes 470 amino acids.